AUGCUUCCGGGAAAGGCUACCUUUUUUAGCUGGAUUCCGGAGUCUCUGCGAAUAUCAUUCUUGUAUCCUACGUUGAUGGAGCUACUACCAAAGUGUGCCAAGAACAAUGAAUACAAGUUUUCGGAACUCGAACAAAUUUCAGCUAUUGUUUGGAUUUCAACAUACAAUGAUGAAAGCUGCUCCCGUAGACGCCGUCGUGUAACAAAUGGUGGAUUUCAUUCUAAUGGAUGGCCUACAACCAGAAGUAAUCUGUCAAUGUGGCUCACCUUAUUCUUCAUAGUCAUGAAUUUCUCUCUGUCGAUAACGGAUAGCUGUACAAAGAAGAUCGAUGGGUCGUUCCCGAUCAAUUUCGAGGUAAACCGAUGA
This is a messenger RNA of Fasciola hepatica (liver fluke), 366 nucleotides long. Lineage: Eukaryota; Metazoa; Platyhelminthes; Trematoda; Plagiorchiida; Fasciolidae. The record is from the annotation of a GenBank genome assembly.